AUGCAACAAUCCUUUCGUCAGACUCAGACUAUAAAUCUGUCUGGAAAUAUCAUUAGUCUGAAUCUCCAGAUCGAAAUAGCAGGCAAUGGAAAUCAAAGGAGCGAGCAUGAGGGGCUUGCUGGUGCAGGAAAAGUGUAUGUCGAGAAGGGCUUAGCCUCAGCGGAGAACGAAGAGGCUUUUCAUCUGCCGAAACACAAUCACGGGGGGCAUGAGGAAGAGUCCAUAGCCAAGCUGAAGGAACGGCUGCGACUUACAGAGUUGGGCUGCUCGAGACUUCAAGCGCAGUACCAAAUGUACAGAUUGCGUUGGCUAGAGGAAUAUUAUCGAGCAAGAAUUUUAGAAGAAUAUGUACCGACUGGAAUCGACACAUGCUCUCCUCAUCAGAUUGAGUGGGACGCCCCUUCUCCCAUUCAAAGUGAUGACGAGUUUGAAGAUAUAACAGGAGAAAACAUACCGUAG
Messenger RNA from Suillus clintonianus, 459 nucleotides. RefSeq lists its product as uncharacterized. The coding region runs from base 1 to 459 and encodes 152 amino acids. The record is from RefSeq and is a predicted model, not a curated record. Lineage: Eukaryota; Fungi; Basidiomycota; Agaricomycetes; Boletales; Suillaceae. The transcript is spliced from 4 exons.